CGUCUUCUCCUCUUUCCCGCGAUCAAAAUUGAAUUCGUGCCAGUAACAUUGUGCCGCGCAUGCGCACAGUAUCCUGGGAGAGUGCCAAUUGAAAAUAUAUUCAAUCCUACGCGUGGUAUCUUACUGGUGUGAGGAAAUUUGAUCGAAUAACAAUGUGACAAAUCGUAUUUUCUUGCGAUGAGAUCAUAUGGGAAACAUGACCAAUACCAUCGAUCGGGAAGAUCCAAAAUUCGAUCGCGUAUUUCCGUUUUGUUAUCGUUGUAUUCCGAUUGCUUUGCCAAUUGCGUUAUCAAACGAUAACAAACCGUUAUUUUGAGAUCGAACUGACGACCAUGGCUUUUAUUAGAAUUGUUACACCUGAUAGUACAGAAUACAGAUAUUUUCCUAUCACAAGAUCUAAUAUUAGACUGAGUGUGCAAGCUGCACACGAUGCAAGAAUUUCCUUACGUACACAUUUAGGUGGAGAUUCAAAUAUAUAUGAAAUUAUUAUUGGAGGAUGGAGAAACACAAUAUCAAUGAUAAAAAGGAAUAAUCAAGAACAAGGUGUGACAGCAACAGAAACAAGAAACAUACUAAAUGAUCAGCACAUGUGCAAUAUUUGGAUUCAAUGGUACUGUGAUGGAACUUUACAAGUUGGCUAUCAAAGUGGCGUAGUUUUUUUGUCAUACAAAGACAAAAAUCCGUUUGUUAUAAAUUACAUAGGAGUAGGCACUGUGUGGGGUGCAACUGGUGAAUUUCUGAUAGAAGAAUCGCCAUAUACAUCUGUAGUUGUUAGACAACAAAUGGUGGACACUUCUUAUUGUUGGAUAGAUUAUAAUGAAUUAGAUGAUUUUCCUCAAAAUGCUGUAAUGGCCUCGGAAGAUGGUUUGUACAUAGGUCGUGCUCAUCACAGAGAGUCACUUACACCUGGUGGUAUUAGGAAUAAUAUAUGUAUAAUUCCAUGGGGUGGAGCUUCUCAUGAUAAAACGAAUUUUCAAAUAUUUUGCGGUAAAGAAGUAAACUGGGUAAAAUCAUGGGAAGGCAGUGUUCCUUUAUAUGCUCUUCCUGCCGGUGAAUCGGAAGACGGCUAUGCUCUUUUUAUAGGCAGAGUUCUACACGACGGUAUAUAUCACGUAGGAAAGAUACAACCGAAUCAUCAAGCAUGUUAUAUACCCGUACAUGGGCGCGAAGAACGUUAUAUAGAUUAUGAAACUUUGGUCGUUUGUGAUCACUACGCCGCGGAAUAUGUUGGUAGAUAAAACGUUCCUCUACGUGGAAAAUAGUUAUUUUUCAUAAGUAUUCAAAAGUAUUUUUCAAAAUAUUUUUUUAUAUCGUAAAUAUGUAAUUGUAUCCCUAAUUUAAUAGGAAAUUUAAAAGAAAACUAAAAAUGUCAUCAUAACAGCUUUAAAGAAUAAUUACGUAUUGCAUAUUUACUGAGAGAUUAAGUUUUGUACUUGUACAUACGUAUUUAUUCGUACUUUGUGCAUUUGCAUAAUUACGGAUAUUAUGUUCAACGUCUAAUGGCUGUCAUUUUAAAUUCAAACAUUUUUUUCGAAUAAUUGGCAAAAUAACUAAUAGAUUAUUUAUGAUUUUAAAAAAUACACGAUUUUUUGUAAGCAUAAAUAUUGCAGAUGAUCAGAAAUAAAAUUACAAAAUAAGAAAAAAGUUCUAAAAGUAUUCUACAUAUUACAUGUACAUUGAAAAUGAUAAUUUCCAACUAAUGAUAAUUACACAAUACGUAAUAA
Frieseomelitta varia is the source of this 1724-nucleotide messenger RNA. RefSeq lists its product as uncharacterized. The coding region runs from base 333 to 1238 and encodes 301 amino acids. NCBI's taxonomy places the organism in Eukaryota, Metazoa, Arthropoda, Insecta, Hymenoptera, Apidae. The record is from RefSeq and is a predicted model, not a curated record. The transcript has 5 exons.